Molecule: messenger RNA, 1328 nt
Organism: Salvia splendens (bonfire salvia)
Lineage: Eukaryota; Viridiplantae; Streptophyta; Magnoliopsida; Lamiales; Lamiaceae
Product: bifunctional UDP-glucose 4-epimerase and UDP-xylose 4-epimerase 1
Exons: 9
Coding region: 136-1191 (351 amino acids)
Biological process (GO): galactose metabolic process
Cellular component (GO): cytosol
Molecular function (GO): UDP-glucose 4-epimerase activity
Source: RefSeq, a predicted model, not a curated record
CGUGAAAAAGAGCGCAAGUUAGAUUGUGUUCCGCUUUCUACUCAAAACUCUGACACUGACUCCUCAUCCUAUUUUGUAUUUAAAAUCCCAAAAUCGGGAGCUUUGUUGAUCUGAUCACAAUUGAGAAGCAGCAGAAUGGUUUUGGGCAGGAAAGAAUCGAUUUUGGUGAGUGGUGGCGCGGGCUUCAUCGGCACACACACCGUGCUGCAGCUGCUCAACGCCGGCUUCGCUGUCUCCGUCUUAGACAAUCUCGACAACGCCGUCCAAGAAUCCCUUGACAAAGUCAGGGAGCUGGUCGGCCCCCAACUCUCCAACAAUCUCCAUUUCCAUUUGGGGGAUAUCACAAACCUGGAUGAUUUGGAGAUAUUGUUUUCUCAGACCAAAUUUGACGCAGUGAUCCAUUUUGCUGGGCUUAAAGCUGUUGGUGAGAGUGUUGCUAAUCCCAUGAGAUAUUUUGACAACAAUUUGGUUGGAUCUAUUAAUUUAUACAAAGUCAUGGCUAAAUAUAACUGUAAAAAGUUGGUUUUCUCCUCGUCUGCAACAGUUUAUGGUCAGCCUGAUAAAAUCCCUUGUGUUGAAGACUUUGAGUUGAAGGCUAUGAACCCUUACGGUCGCACUAAGCUCUUUCUUGAAGAAAUUGCUCGAGAUCUGCACAAGGCAGACCAAAAAUGGAGAAUAAUUUUGCUCAGAUACUUCAACCCGGUUGGGGCCCACGAGAGCGGCAUGCUUGGAGAGGACCCUAGAGGAAUCCCCAACAAUCUUAUGCCUUAUAUAACACAAGUGGCUGUUGGUAGAUUACCCGAGUUAAAUGUUUAUGGUCAUGAUUAUCCCACACCUGAUGGUAGCGCGAUUCGCGACUACAUCCAUGUUAUGGAUUUGGCAGAUGGCCACGUUGUUGCACUGGAGAAGCUUCUGCAACACAAUGACAUAGGUUGCGUUGCCUAUAACUUGGGGACUGGUCGUGGCACAUCCGUUCUUGAAAUGGUGUCAGCUUUCGAGAAGGCAUCAGGAAAGAAACUCCCUAUUAAACUCUGUCCAAGACGACCGGGAGAUGCAACAGCUGUUUAUGCGUCAACAUACAAGGCUGAGAGAGAGCUUGGUUGGAAGGCGAAGUAUGGCAUCGAUGAAAUGUGUAGAGACCAAUGGAAGUGGGCAAGCCAGAAUCCAUGGGGAUACCGAUCGAAGCCUUGAGAUCUGCUGCAUACCGUUACGCGUCGUGCCUUGUGAAACAAUAUCCUACAUUUUGCAACAUAGUUCAAUUUGUGGGGAAAUCUUAUUGUAUUUUGGAUGUUGAAAGUUAAUAAGUAGUCAUUCAUUCCCUUGUUAAA